Messenger RNA from Boleophthalmus pectinirostris (great blue-spotted mudskipper), 1748 nucleotides. RefSeq lists its product as uncharacterized. The coding region runs from base 36 to 971 and encodes 311 amino acids. The record is from RefSeq and is a predicted model, not a curated record. NCBI's taxonomy places the organism in Eukaryota, Metazoa, Chordata, Actinopteri, Gobiiformes, Gobiidae. The transcript is spliced from 7 exons.
UUUCCCCCCUCAAGCGCAAAAGUCAAACUGCACCGAUGUUUUUCAGUCAGUUUCAGUUUUGUCUCACACUCACACGUGUGUCUGUCAUUUGUGACUCAGAACUUUUGUGGGUUUUUUGGUCAGUGAAGAAUUACAAAGGAAAUGUCAAGAAAAUAUCAAGUCACAAGGUAAAACGAGAAGACAAGAGAAGAACCAGAAGAACCAGAAAACCAGAAGAACCAGAAGAACCAGAAGAACCAGAGGAGCAGAGGAUGAAGGCAGCACUUUGUUUUCCAUUGCUGCUGUCUCUGCUCGGCUCACUGGACUCAGAGUCUCCUCCAGUGUCUCUGAAGCUGGAGCCGGACCAGUGCAUCUUUGAGGAGAGGAGCACUGUGAAUCUGAGCUGUGAGGAGUCUGGUCCCAGGUCUGGACUCUGGUCUGGACUCUGGUCUGUGCUCAGAAACACCACAAGAGAAAACCAGACUGUCUGUGGAGAUGUUUGGGGCAGGUGGAAUGGGUCAGCGUGUCGUGUCUCUGCAGUGGCAGCAGAACCGGACAGUGGUGUUUACUGGUGUGAGUCUGCAGACGGACUUUCCUCUCAGCCCGUGAACAUCACUGUCACAGAGCAUCUGAAGCCGAACGUCUCCACAGCCUGUCCUACUCCUACUCCUCCUCCUCCUCCUCCUCCUCCUCCUCUCUCCACCUCCGCCCCAGCCCCUCGUCCGGCUCUGCCCCCCUGGCUGUGGCUCGUCGUGGGCUCGGUCGUCGGGGUGCUCCUGGGUCUGCUCCUGGUUUUCCUGGGUCUCGUGAUUCUUCGGAGCAGAUGGAGAACAGAAGAAGAGCAGCGCGUCCACCCAGACGAGGUCAUGUACAGCGAGCUCCACAUGUCACAUGAUCACAGACCACCAAUCAAACAAGUCCAAGAGUCUGAGCUGAGUCCAAUUUAUUCCGCAGUGAAAACUCAAAGUGUGAGCCGUGUCCCUCCGUCUUAAACCUCUUCCGUUUGUCCUGAACUCGUGGGUUUCUUCUUCCUGUUCAGCGGCGCCAUUUUGAGGACUUUUCCCCCACAGACUCGGUUUUACUGUGUGCACAUGUAAAUAUGUUUGACGUCCUGUGUGUUUGUAAUUUAAGUCGAAUGUAAAACAUUUAUUUUGGUUUGUUCCUGUGAAACACCUUGUGAUGUCAUCAUGUGGUGAUACAGGAAGUGCUCCACUGUGUUUUUAAACUGCACACACCUUCACUAGAAUCAACUGGAUUAUUUCAUUUCAAAUCUGGAACCGACAAUCAAGGAAAUUGUAUAUAUAAACCAGGACUAAACUAAGACUAAACCAGGUCUAAACCAGGUCUAAACCAGGUCUAAAAACCAGGCCAAAACUAGGACUAAAACCAGGACUAAACCAGGACUAAACCAGGACUAAACCAGGUCUAAACCAGGUCUAAAAACCAGGCCAAAACUAGGACUAAAACCAGGACUAAACCAGGACUAAACCAGGACUAAACCAGGACUAAACCAGGUCUAAACCAGGUCUAAACCUGGACUAUGACGGGACAAAGCAGGGACUGAACCAGGACUACAUCAGGUAUAAACCGGGACUAACCUAAGACUAAAUCAGAACUAAACCAGGACUAAAUCAGGACUUAUAAACAUCGAAAUAAAAAACACAAAUAUAAAAACGUGACACGCAAAUCAAUAAAAUAAUUUGUAUAAAUAAACGUGUAUUUGUAAAUAUAUUUGAAAUUAAAUCCGCUGGUCUUUGUUUCUCUUUGGA